Messenger RNA from Branchiostoma floridae (Florida lancelet), 1589 nucleotides. Its product is annotated as synaptic vesicular amine transporter-like. Gene Ontology annotation, molecular function: serotonin:sodium:chloride symporter activity. Lineage: Eukaryota; Metazoa; Chordata; Leptocardii; Amphioxiformes; Branchiostomatidae. The record is from RefSeq and is a predicted model, not a curated record. Gene Ontology annotation, cellular component: terminal bouton; synaptic vesicle membrane. Gene Ontology annotation, biological process: transmembrane transport; aminergic neurotransmitter loading into synaptic vesicle.
CGUCACGAAGUGGUUUUACGCAGAAAGCAAGACUUUGAUAGAUUAAGGUGGCGCAUUGAUGCCUGUUACUUCCGUGAAAAAUUGAGGUCUUUUAAAAGGCAUCUACAGUCACAGCAAUGGUUUCGCUGGCUGGAAACUUCAACACGAUGCUCGCUUACUGCAACGAGUGCCGAAUGUCGAAGAAACUGAUAGUUGUCACCGUCUUCGUGGCACUCCUACUGGACAACAUGCUAGUCACGGUGGUCGUGCCGAUCAUCCCAGACUAUUUCUAUCGCCUUGAGCACCCGAACUUUACCGGCGACUCUGGCUAUGACUGGAUUGGCCACACGGGUGCACACAAGAUGCAACAACAGAAUAACAAUAGCCCUGCGGUAGAAGAUUACCACAUGGCAGACAGCACCACUGCGCAUGCGCGUGAUGAUCACGUAAUGCAGACGCAUGCACACGUGACCGAAACAUCCGGUGCUUACACGGAAGAACCGCAGCGAAAUGAACACGAUUGGGACCUGAUACAUGAGAACAUCAAAAUAGGACUUCUUUACGCUUCCAAAUCAACGCUACAACUCCUGGCAAACCCCUUUGUUGGCCCACUGACGAACAGGAUCGGAUACAGCAUACCAAUGUUUAUAGGAUUCAUAAUUCUAUUCCUUUCAACACUAGGAUUCGCCUUUGGAACAUCAUACGCUGUGCUCUUCGUGUCCAGAGCUAUGCAGGGGGUCGGGUCAUCUUGCUCUUCUGUUGCAGGGAUGGGUAUGCUGGCAGACGCAUAUCAAGAUGAUGCUGAAAGGGGGAGUGUGAUCGGCAUGGCCCUCGGAGGACUAGCAUUUGGAGUACUGAGUAAUUCACUCCAGCUCAUGGUGUUGAGACCGAACGUCAAGACAAAGGUUGACAUGAUUGGGGAUCCUCUCCACAAGCUGCUGCGUGACCCGUACAUCCUCGUUGCUGCAGGAACCAUCUGCUUUGCCAACAUGUCCAUCGCAAUGCUGGAGCCCUCCCUGCCGAUCUGGAUGAUGGACACCAUGGACGUGGGCCAAUGGCAGCUCGGUGUAGCGUUCCUACCCGCCAGCAUCUCCUAUCUGAUUGGGACUGCCUUAUUUGGUAACCUGGCACACAGGAUGGGAAGAUGGCUGUGUGCCUUGUUGGGGAUGCUGCUGGUCGGGAUCUUUUCCUUUGUGGUUCCUUUUGCCCGAAGUCUGUCUGGACUGAUCGUGCCAAACUUUGCAAUCGGGUUUGCGAUCGGAAUGGUGGAUGCGUCAAUGAUGCCAAUUAUGGGGUACCUCGUCGACUUGAGACACGUUUCAGUGUACGGGACCGUGUACGCUAUCGCCGAUGUCGCCUUCUGCCUGGGAUUUGCCAUAGACUCCCCCUACAACAUGCGCCGCAAUUGGCUGAUGAGAGGCAUCGCCAUCGUCAACAUUCUGUUCGCCCCAUUCCUCAUAUUCCUCAGAAACCCGCCGGGAAAAGAAGAAACUGUGGCGAUUUUAUACAGUGAGGAAUGCCCGAUGCCGACCCAGCCGCACGCAGUGAGUUCGAAGGACCGAGUGCAAUACAGUUUGAAAGUGAAGGAAGCAUCGUCGGACUCCGAAUAG